Maylandia zebra (zebra mbuna) is the source of this 3233-nucleotide messenger RNA. It is a transcript of the gene cdh15, whose product is annotated as cadherin 15, type 1, M-cadherin (myotubule). Lineage: Eukaryota; Metazoa; Chordata; Actinopteri; Cichliformes; Cichlidae. Gene Ontology annotation, biological process: cell migration; calcium-dependent cell-cell adhesion; homophilic cell-cell adhesion. Gene Ontology annotation, cellular component: catenin complex; plasma membrane; adherens junction. The record is from RefSeq and is a predicted model, not a curated record. Gene Ontology annotation, molecular function: cadherin binding; beta-catenin binding; calcium ion binding.
GAAGAGAGGGACGGGUUUCAGGGUUGGAAAGUCAGGCCUGUUUUGUUCAGGGGAGCCGCUCAGCAGCCCGGUUCUUUGUGUGGACCCUCAGAUUUUUCAGUCAUCAGAGAUCUGUCUGUGCUGAGUUUGAGAGUGUAGGAAUUGAGGAUGGCGGUCCGGAUGUUGAUGGUGUGCGCGCUCGCUACGUUGGUUUGUCGGGUGUGGAGCUCUGCAGAACCUCACCAUAGUGAGGAAGAGUUGCAUCCUCAGGUCCUUCACCCAUGGAGAAGUAGAGGCAAAGGGCUGAUCAGAGUAAAGAGGGACUGGAUCAUUCCUCCAAUCAGAGUGUCAGAGAAUAGCAAGCAGAUUCCUGAAGACCUUGUCCAGAUCAAAUCUGACAAAAUCUUCACCGGUGAGGUAAUCUACAAGUUAGAGGGACAGGGGGUUGACCAGGAGCCCAAGAACCUGUUUGAGAUUGAUGACAAGACAGGGGUGAUCAGGAGCAAGCAGCCACUGGACAGAGAGAAGUACAGCAACUUCACGCUUAAAGCCUUCGCGUUGUCCCCCAGUGGAGAGCGACUGGAGAAUCCGACCACCAUAGAGAUAUUAGUGCUGGAUCAGAAUGACAAUAGACCUGUCUUCCCUCACAGCCCGUUUGUGGGCACUGUCUCUGAGUUCUCAGUCCCAGGCACAUCGGUAAUGACAGUGACAGCCACAGAUGUAGACGACCCAAUGACAGAAAACGCUGUUCUGAGCUACUCCAUCAUUGACCAGGAGAGCAUUCCUCCCAACGCCAUUACCAAGAUCAUGUUUGGCAUCAACAACAAGACAGGUGCCAUCUACACAAGAGAUGUAGGCCUGGACAGAGAGGUGGUGAAAGAAUUCAGGUUAAAACUACAGGUGGCUGAUAUGGGGGGCAUGGGACUAACAAGUGAAGGUGUGGCAAUCAUACAUGUUUCUGACAUCAACAACCACGCACCGCAGUUCAGCCCUGACUCAUACAACAUGACAGCGGUGGAGAACAGGAACGACUACGAGCUCGGGCGAGUGAAUGUGACAGACAGAGACGAUACUGGAACGAAAAACUGGAAGGCCAGAUACUUCAUUUCAAAUGACUACAGAGGAAACUUUGCUGUCCAUACUGAUCCCAUCACCAACCAGGGGGUCCUCACAGUGGUGAAGCCCCUGGAUUAUGAAGCGCAGAGCGAAUACCGCCUUCUUUUGAGCGUGGAAAAUCUUAAUCCUCCGAGCAGCAAGGCUUCCAGGCUGACUUUGAGCUCUGCCACAGUUACGGUCAUCGUUGUGAAUGAGAAUGAAGCCCCACGUUUCAGAGAGGAGCCCAUACAGAUUGAGGUCCUCGAGUCUGUGAAACCUGGCACAUUACUGAAAAACAAUAUUGCCUUUGACCCUGAUAAUUCUGAUCUGAGGUAUGAGAUUAGCAGAGAUCCUGAGAGUUGGCUGGACAUCAACAGAGAUACAGGAGACAUUACAGCAAAGAGGAAGUUUAACAUGAGAUCUCCACAUGUGAAAAACAGUAUCUACACUGCUGCUGUGAAGGUUAUAGAUGCUGGUGGUGUUUCAGCCACUGCUACAGUGGCGAUUACACUCAAAGAGACGAAUGACUUCCCUCCUCAGGUUUUCCCCCUGACUGGCUUUGUAUGCAGAGGCGGCAGCAGGUCACGUAAAGGUUUGCUUCUGACUGCUGUAGAUGAAGACCUUCCUCCGCAAGCUGCACCCUUCCUCUUUCAAAUACCUGACGAUCUGUCAGCCAACUGGACCAUCACUCAAGUAAAUGAUACUCAUGCCAUGCUUCAGCCGCUUGUAGACCUGGAGUUCAGAGACUAUGCUGUCAUGGUGCAGGUAUCGGACUCCGGCAGCCCAGCUCUGAGUGCUGAGGCUCAGGUCAAUGUCACUGUUUGUCUCUGUGACUCCUUCAGAGACUGCAAGUCUGAGGCAGGGGCAAUCUUAGGCUCCAGUGUGGGAAUCAACUUCAUCGCACUCAUUAUCAUUGCGGCGAGCACUGCACUCCUGCUGUUGCUUCUCCUCCUGGCUGUUGCUGUUACUGCCUGUGGAAGACGCCACCACAUCAAGAAAGGAACAGGACUGCUCAUCGGGGAAUCUGAAGACGACAUACGUGACAAUGUCUUCAACUAUGAUGAGCAAGGUGGAGGCGAGGAGGAUGAGAACGCCUUUAAUAUUGACCUGCUGUGGAAUCCCCAUGAUGCACCCCCCACCCCGGGGUCCUUUUACCCAGGGUCUGGAAUUCCUCCUCGAGGGAAGCAGCCCCUUAGAAAGGACGCCCCACAUAACCUUCCAUCGCCCACCUACCCACGGAGGCCUCCUGCAGAUCCUACUGACAUCGAGGACUACAUUAAUGACGGCCUGGAAGCUGCUGACCAUGAUCCAAAUGUGCCUCCAUACGACACCGCCCUCAUAUAUGACUAUGAAGGAGAUGGCUCUCUUGCAGGAAGCCUCAGCUCUAUUGCUUCGGGUAGCUCUGAUGGAGAUCAGGAUUACGACUACCUUAAUGACUGGGGACCACGCUUUAAGAAACUUGCCAACAUGUAUGACCCGCGUUAGGGUGAACAGUAUGCCACAGAAAGGAUGCCUGUGUGAUUGACAAGCAGUUCAGGACACAGAUCAUGCCUUUGGAGGUUUGUUUGUUUUUUUCUUUCUGGGCACAUUUGAAAUGUCCAGAGCAAGAUUUAAAGUGUGUCCAGGUAAAACGAAUGCUGUAAAAGCACAGGCCUUAGAUCUAAUGUGCCUCGUGUUUUAGUGGACACACUGACAAAAGGGCUCACUGCUAAGUUUUGUGGUUAGCUCAGGAAAAGAAAGUGAGACAGUGAGAAAUUUGAGUUGAAAGGAUCAGUCACGAGGAAACGAGGUGUGCAUGCUACAGGGCAAAAAAUGUGUUAAAAUGUGCGUUCAUGUCUGGCGUUGUUUGCUCUCAUUCUUGGAUGGCUCAGUAAUGACUCAUACAAGCCUGAGAUUUUAAAUAUGUUCUUGUUUUUGUAUACAUGAUUAUUUUAUAAGACUAAUUUUCUUGCAUAUUAAAUUUGCCUUUUUUGGUGACUGAUCCUUCAUUCCAGCAUCUGUUAAUCUUUUUGGAAGCCAUGUCAACAAACAUACUGAACCAUAAAAUAUUCUGUAAUUACUCUUUUUGGAAGUGAAGAUUUUUUUUACAUAUAUGCAUAUAUGCACGAUUCUACCCGUGUCUAAUGAAUAAACCAGAACCUUUUUACUGUGUUUCUUGU